CUCCGCCACGUGCUGCGGCGCCCCCGCCUUUCCCCCCCUCCUCUCCCUCCGCCGGGUCCCGCGGAGCCGUUACCUGCGGCGGGGCUGCGCUCCCCGCCCCGAUGCGCAGCCGAGGCGCCCGCACCCGGCCCGGCGCAGCAAUGCUGAGUGACAAUAACUCUGUGAAGCUGAAAAGUGAUUGCUCGCCUCCUGUGCAAUGGUGUAAGGUGGCUGCACAUGAAGAUGAGAAGACCAAGCUGGUUUUUAAAAGGUACUCGCAAACUUCUUGCACUGUUUGUGGUUGGAGGGUGUUUCCUUUAUAUCCUCAAGUUACAUUUUGGCCCUGAAGAAUGUGACAGAACAAAAAUGCCAUAUGUGGACCUCGAGCGUGUAAGGAGAGCACAACAAUAUGCCAGAGCUGUGUUGCAGGAGCAGUGCCGACCUUCUUAUGUAAAGAAAGAAAUGGGGAAGUUGUUUGCAGAGAAAUACAGCAUGGACAUAUCUCCCUUUGUAAAGAAAAACAUAAACGAAGAUGAAGCUUUAUUUAAAUAUGAACCCCCUUUUGGAUUCCACAAGUUCUUUGAUAAGCUUAAAAAUCUCCUUGAACUCUUACCUGAGCAUGAUUUACCAGAAGAUUUGAAGUCAAAGCACUGUAAGCGUUGUGUGGUUGUUGGCAGUGGUGGAAUUCUUCGUGGAUCAGAACUGGGUCACUUACUGAAUCAGUUUGAUAUUGUUAUAAGGUUAAAUGACGCACCAGUUCAAGGAUACACUGAUCACGUUGGUAACAAAACUACUCUCCGGAUGACUUACCCAGAAGGAGCCCCUCUCUCUGAACACGAGUACCCUCCUGCUAGCUUGUUUGUGGCUGUUCUGUUUAAAAGUGUUGAUUUCAACUGGCUUCAGGCAAUGGUUAAAAAUGAAACCUUGCCUCUGUGGGUGAGACUCUUCUUUUGGAAGGAGGUUGCAGAGAAAAUUCCUUUCGCAUCAAAGCAGUUUCGGAUUCUGAAUCCAGUCAUCAUCAAAGAGACAGCUUUGGACAUUCUACAGUUCCCUGAACCUCGAUCCAAAUUCUGGGGUUGGGAUAAGAAUGUACCUACAAUUGGGGUCACAGCAGUUGUUCUGGCCACGCAUUUAUGUGACGAAGUGAGCUUAGCAGGAUUUGGCUACGACCUGGAUCAGCCCAGCACACCUUUGCACUACUACAACAACCUCUGCAUGGCUGCCAUGAACGGACAAACUAUGCACAAUGUGACGAGCGAAACCCAAUUCCUGCAGAAACUGAUCAAAGAAAAGGUUGUCAAAGACCUCACUGGUGGCAUACAUUGUGAGUUCUGUGGCACAGACAGCUAGUGAUUGAAGUGCAGCGUGGUUUGGAUGUGUUAAACUUCCCGAGGUGCAGCUGGAACAACCUUUUCACUGUCUUUAGGUCUUUGAAGUGUGUAUAAACUGGAUGUGGAAUCUCUGCUGCCUUUUUUUUUUUAUGUCAUUUUGUUGGACUUUUAAAUUUCUGUCAGAUUUUACUUUGCACAUUUUUUGUGAAUAACCGUGUAAAUACAACUUGGAGUUCAAAGAGAUUCAUUUAAAAUAUUUAAUGUUUUAAGUUGUCUGAAGAAAAGCAGAGGUUUUUGUUUUCAGCUGUAUAUAGUACGCACAAUGCUAAGCCUGAGUUGUCUAACAGCAUACAAGAGGGUUUUCUCCACUGAACUACUGUCUCUGUUGAUCCAGUUCUUGGUGUCUGACUCCUUUUCAUGCAUGCCAUGAAAAGAAAGGUGAAUGCUUCUCAAGUCUCUCA
Neopsephotus bourkii (Bourke's parrot) is the source of this 1771-nucleotide messenger RNA. It is a transcript of the gene ST3GAL5, whose product is annotated as ST3 beta-galactoside alpha-2,3-sialyltransferase 5. The record is from RefSeq and is a predicted model, not a curated record. The transcript is spliced from 7 exons. Bases 217 to 1329 code for a protein of 370 amino acids. Lineage: Eukaryota; Metazoa; Chordata; Aves; Psittaciformes; Psittacidae. Gene Ontology annotation, molecular function: lactosylceramide alpha-2,3-sialyltransferase activity.